Molecule: messenger RNA, 3468 nt
Organism: Nematolebias whitei (Rio pearlfish)
Lineage: Eukaryota; Metazoa; Chordata; Actinopteri; Cyprinodontiformes; Rivulidae
Gene: abcc2
Product: ATP-binding cassette, sub-family C (CFTR/MRP), member 2
Biological process (GO): transmembrane transport
Cellular component (GO): apical plasma membrane
Molecular function (GO): ABC-type transporter activity; ATP binding; ATP hydrolysis activity
Source: RefSeq, a predicted model, not a curated record
AUGUGUGCCGCAGCACUGGAGGAGUACUGCGGGUCAACCUUUUGGAAUGCUUCAUAUCUGAAUAAAGGAGACCCAGACCUCCCAUUAUGUCUAGAGCAGACACUUCUGGUCUGGAUCCCUCUAGGGUUCCUGUGGAUCUGUGCUCCCUGGCACCUUAUGUUUCUUUGCCGAACACCACAUGUAAAACGCAUGUCCAAGCUCUAUCUCUGCAAACAGCUUGUGGCAUCUCUGUUGUUUCUGACGGCCAUCGGAGGCCUGGCAGUCACAUUAACACAAGAUUUUGGUCCAAGCAGUGAAACUGCUGUGAAAAAUUCUGCUGUAUUCUACACAAACCCAGUCCUUUAUGCUAUAACAUGGAUCCUUGUCCUGCUGUGUCAGGAGGGGGUGAGGCGAAGAGAAAGAGCAGUAGACUCCACCAGUCUUUUUCUCUUCUGGCUUCUUCUUGUUCUGUGUGACAUUUUUCCUUUCCAGACGCUCCUCCGAGAGGCGCUUAGUCUGGGAGAAGUCAAGGAUGUCGCUCGUUUCUUGAUUUUUUACAUUUCCUUUGGACUGGAGGUGAUUGCACUUGUUCUCUCUGUUGUGGCUGAUAUCGCUCGAGAGGAUCAGGAGCAUGUAAAAAAGAAUCCAGAGGCUGGUGCCACGUUUUUGAGCAGAAUCACCUUCAAUUGGUUUAACAGAAUGGUGGUUAGAGGAUACAAAAAGCCACUGGUUCAGGAGGACUUGUGGGAGAUAAACGAGGUGGACAGCACCCCAUACAUCAGCCAUCAUUUUGAGCAUCACAUGAAGUUUGAACUGGGAAAAGCUCGGGUCCAGUUCCAAAAGAAGCUGAAGAAGAAACUGGUACAAAAAGUAAUACAAGAAGAAGCUUCUCAAAAUGGCCUCUCCAACAGUCUGGGGAAAGGUGUGAGUCAGGAUGUUCUGGUGAUGGAGGAUAAAGGGGCAAAAGAUGAUGGAAAGAAGAAGAAAAAAGACAAAAAGGAGAAAGAGUUAUAUCCAGAUUCCUGGCUGGUUAUGACCAUUUACAAAUGCUUCAAAUGGAUUCUCUUUCAGUCGGCCAUCUUGAAACUUAUACAGGAUCUUUUGGCAUUUGCCAGUCCUCAGCUCCUCAAAUUGAUGAUCUCUUUCACUCAGGACAAAUCCAGCUAUGCUUGGGAAGGGUAUUUGUAUGCAGUGCUGCUGCUGCUGGUGGCCCUUCUGCAGUCCCUGUUCCUGCAGCAGUAUUUCCAGAAGUGCUUUGUUCUGGGGAUGAAGGUCCGCACCGCCAUCAUGGCUGCUGUGUUCAAAAAGGCAUUGGUCAUGUCUAAUGACAACCGUAAAGAGUCAACGGUCGGGGAAACGGUGAACCUGAUGUCGGCAGAUGCCCAGCGCUUCAACGAUGUGACCAACUUUAUCCACCUGCUGUGGUCCUGCCCUCUACAGAUUCUCAUAUCCAUUGUUUUCCUCUGGCUGGAGUUGGGACCUUCUGUGUUGGCAGGGCUGGCAGUAAUGGUGCUGAUGGUGCCAAUCAAUGGACUGCUAGCCACUAAAGCUAGAAAACUACAGGUGGAGAACAUGAAGUUCAAAGACAAGAGACUGAAAAUAAUGAAUGAGAUGCUCAAUGGAAUCAAGAUUUUGAAACUGUUUGCAUGGGAGCCGUCCUUCCAGGCACAAGUAGAAGGCAUUAGGAACGACGAGCUAAAAGUUAUGAAGAAGUUUGCGUACUUAACAUCUGUGUCAACGUUCAUCUUCACCUGUGCUCCUGCUGUGGUUUCUCUGGCAACAUUUGCUGUGUUUGUUAGCGUAAGCUCAGACAACAUUUUAACUGCAGAGAAAGCUUUCACAUCCAUUUCACUCUUCAACAUCCUCCGGUUUCCUCUAGCCAUGCUGCCCAUGCUUAUCGCAUCCCUUGUGCAGACAUCAGUGUCUAAAAAGAGACUGGAGAAGUUUCUGGGAGGAGAUGAUCUUGAAAGUGACAUUGUGAAGCAUGACUCCAAUUUCAACACGGCUGUCAGCGUAUGUGAUGGCUCCUUUGCAUGGGAAAGAGAUGCUGACCCCCUGUUGAAAAAUGUGUCGUUGGACAUUAAGCCUGGUCGGCUGGUAGCAGUAGUGGGAGCUGUGGGUUCAGGGAAGUCCUCCCUCAUGUCAGCCCUCUUGGGAGAGAUGCACUGUGCCAAAGGCUUCAUUAACAUUCAGGGCUCCCUUGCAUUUGUCCCACAGCAAGCGUGGAUCCAAAACGCCACUCUCAGAGACAACGUCUUGUUUGGUUCUCCAUAUGAAGAUGAGAGGUUUCAAGAGGUAAUAGAGGCCUGUGCUCUUGGCCCCGACCUGAAGCUAUUGGCUGCAGGAGACCUCACUGAGAUUGGAGAAAAGGGUAUCAACCUCUCAGGGGGUCAGAAACAACGUGUGAGCUUGGCCAGAGCAGCGUACAGCCAGGCUGACAUUUAUCUCUUAGAUGAUCCCUUGUCUGCUGUGGACUCUCACGUGGGAAAGCACAUCUUUGAUGAAGUGAUUGGCCCGAAUGGGGUUCUCAAAGACAAGACUCGUGUCCUGGUGACUCAUGGAAUAAGCUUUCUGCCUUUCGUGGAUGAAGUGGUGGUCUUGGUAGAUGGAAAGGUUUCUGAGGUCGGAUCCUACAAAAGCCUUCGUGCCAGCAAAGGGGCAUUUUCAGAAUUUUUGGACACAUACGCCAAAGAACACAACCAUCAGAGCAGUUCAGAGGAAGAUGGUUGCCAGGUUACAGAAGACGUAGACAUGCUUAUUGAGGAGGACACUCAAGCAGACUUUCCUCCAGAAGAUGCCGUUUCUUUUACAUUGAAGAGAGAGAACAGCAUGCGCCGCAGCCAAAGAGGCAGCAGUGUUCGAUUAAGAAAAAAUGGCUCUUUAAAGAUUUCUGAAAAUGACGGUGAAACAAAAAAAGGUCAGAGGCUGAUCGAAAAGGAAGCUAUGGAGACAGGACAGGUGAAGUUCUCAGUGUUCCUCCAGUACUUGCGGGCCUUGGGCUGGGGAUAUGGUUUUUGGAUCUUCUUCUUUUACUUCAUCCAAAACAUUGCCUUCAUCGGUCAGAACUUGUGGCUGAGUGACUGGACCAACGAUUCAGUAGAGUACUACAACAAGACAUACCCUUCCUGGUUACGAGACACCAGGGUGGGAGUGUUUGGUGCUCUCGGAGUGGCUCAGGGUGCCCUUGUGUUCCUCGGCACACUGAUUUUUGCCAAAGCUUCGGUUAACGCGUCUCAAAUCCUGCAUUCACGGCUGCUCAACAACAUCCUGCGAGUGCCCAUGCUUUUCUUUGACACGACACCCAUCGGAAGAGUGGUCAACCGCUUUGCAAAGGACAUAUUUACCAUAGAUGAAGCCAUUCCUCAGUCCUUCCGCUCCUGGUUGUUGUGUCUGCUGGGCGUACUGGGGACGCUGUUCGUCAUCUGUUUGGCCACGCCCUUCUUCACCAUCAUCAUCGUUCCUCUGGCUGUGAUCUACUACUUUGUACAG